This is a messenger RNA of Daphnia pulex (common water flea), 2553 nucleotides long. Its product is annotated as protein tramtrack, beta isoform-like. Lineage: Eukaryota; Metazoa; Arthropoda; Branchiopoda; Diplostraca; Daphniidae. Gene Ontology annotation, cellular component: nucleus. The record is from RefSeq and is a predicted model, not a curated record. Gene Ontology annotation, biological process: regulation of transcription by RNA polymerase II. Gene Ontology annotation, molecular function: protein binding. The transcript is spliced from 6 exons. Bases 223 to 1473 code for a protein of 416 amino acids.
UGCUCCAUAAGACCGGAAGCAGUUAAGAGCGUCGACAGGACAGGACGCCAUUUUCUUGAGCGGAAUAAUCCGGAUUGAUAGCAGGUGGUUUCCACUUUCAACAGCAAAUAUUCAUUCCACGUCUCAAAACUUCAAGUUUGAUUAUCUACUCGUUUUCUGUUUGCAGCUUGUUGCUAAACACUGUGCCUCUCAAAAGAAGUGAUACAGGAUUAUUUUUUCAAGAUGGGACCGAGCAGUGGGGUGCAAGAGUAUUGCCUAAGGUGGAACAACCAUCAUAGUACAUUGGUCUCUGUGAUGGAUGCUCUACUUCAAAAGGGCAGCCUGGUUGAUGUCACUUUGGCUGCCGAAGGAAAGUCCAUUCAAGUGCAUCGUCUGGUUUUAUGUGCCUGUUCAAACUACUUUCAGGAAUUACUCUCAUUACAUUGGGACAAGCAAGCUGUGGUAUUUCUAAAAGAUGUUAAGUUUGACCACUUGCAAGCGCUGGUGGACUACAUGUACAGGGGAGAAGUGAAUGUAUCCCAGGAUCAGCUAGCUGCAUUUCUGAACACCGCAGAGGCCUUAAAAAUCAAAGGGUUAGCUGAUGGUGAUAGGGAUCGAAAGAAUGAAAAAAGAAUUCUCGAGAAAGCCAUGCGCUCCUCUUCUCCAUCAUCGUCGUCGAUUACUAGGCCCCCCAAGCGCGUUCGCAAGCAAUCCAAAGAAGAUUCCCCGCCAAUUGAUAAGACUCAGCUACCUCAACACAAUUUGCCUUCUCUUGUCCGUAUCCCACCUACUGUCACAACUUCCACUGCUGCCUCUAACGAUAGGAAUGACAGUCCAGUCCCUUCCCCAACAGACAGUCGCCCUGACGAUGACAUGCACUCGAAUUCAGCGGCCGACAACCUUAAUAUUGAAAUUGACGACGGCGAGGAAUAUUCGAUUGUGGAACCCAAAAUUGAAACGGAACUCGAAGCUGACUACAGUGGAGGCAGCGGCGAUGAAGAAGAUUGGAGUGAUUCCGAGUAUCCAUCCAGGAUCGAUGCGUCUCGUGGAGAACAAGGCUGGAAUGACGAUGCUGACGGACACAUGAGUGGUGAAGGACAAUCGCAUUUGGACCAUGGAGACCUAAACAAUUCAGCAAGAGGAUUAGUCGGCAGGUGGACGAAGCAAUCGCACGUUCGCGCGCCACCGAACAUGACCCACCACCUCCACCAGCACGAGGCCACCACUGCCGACGUCAACACCACCACCAACACCAAUCGAUCCAAGUCGCGAAAGAAGGUUUUGCCGAACCAGCUGGGCAGGUACGAGUGCCAUCGAUGCGGCCGCUCUUACAACCUGUACGGCAACCUUCGACGCCAUUGGCGCUACGACUGCGGCGAUCAGCCGCCCCAGUUUGCCUGCACGCUUUGCGGCCGCCUAUUUCGACGCCGUUCCAAUCUGCGAGCUCACGCCGUCCGCAGCAACUGCCAGCCCCUCACUCCCGUCAACAUUUGAAAGAUGCGAGAGACAAUCCAUUUGAGAAAAACAACCGUCCAAUUCAACGAUUUUUCUCUUCACCAGAUAACCACUUAAUCUUCCCCCCCUCCUCACUCUUUCGUUUUUUAAGAUGAAGCAGUUCCACUCUACAAGUUCAUAAUCACGUUCUCGUUUUCUUUGCAGCUUUUCCGUUUCGUUUCCAGUUUUUUUUUUUUUUCUUCUCCUUUUUUUAAGAUAGACGUAUCCGAUUUUCCUCCCUGUGUUUCUAUAUCGGCUUCGACCGAAUGUUUUUGUGGCGUGAUUCUACUGAUCGACAGAAAGCUUUACCGAAAAACGACGGUGAUGACGAUUAUGAUGAUAUUUCGUGCCCUCCUAUAAACAUAUAUAACGUGUCUUUUCUCUCUUUAUAUAUUUGUAAUAUUAUCGUGAAGGAAUUGAAGCCCCCCUUCUCACCCCUCCACACACACGCGCGCGCAUAUAAGAAAUGUAUAAAAGAAAACGGCCAUCGUGGUGGCUGCAAUCUAACCCAUUUUUUUCGGUAUCGGUUUUAAUCGAUGCAAUAUUAUAUAUUAAUCCCGAAUCCAAGUUGUCUGUUGAUCGGUCCUCAAAGGAUAUUUCUGUGUGAGACUCGAGGGUUGAGCCCCAAUAUUUUAAAUUGUCUUUUGAUUCCUUUUUUUUUUCUUUUUCGAUGAUUGCAAUUUUUGUCUUUUUAAAUACCCCCUUCUUCCCUCCUUUUUUUGAAUCUGUUAUUUCGGAGAUAGGAAAAGAGGAGAAUGUGAUGAAAGAUUUUUUCUUUUUCUAUCUCAUAUGUUUAAUCAUCGAUCAUUUGACAUGCCCCCAAAUUCCCCGCUCCCUCUCCUUCGAUGAUACUGUGCUUUCAAAAUGAUAUUUGCUGGUGAUUAGGGCCUUGUUUUUGCACUCUACAGCACACACACACAGAAACAAACACGGUGUAGUAUUUUUUUUUAAAUCAUUUUUUCGUUUUUUUGUGUUAUAAUAAUUCGUCCUUGUAUGGCGACGCCAGUCACUCGACUGCUAUCCACCUAAAGGGAACUAAUUACGAAUACAUCGAUGCCUUUCUUUGUGAUUCUUUGAUAA